CCAGCAGCUCCGGAGUGGAGCCUGCAGCUGCAGAAGCAGGUCAGCAUGCCACCCAACUUCAAACUUCAGGGCCACUUCAUUCUGCUCUUCCUGGCUGCUCUGAGAGGGGAGAGCAGGUACCUAGAGAUGCAAGAAGCUGUGGGCUAUGACCCUCUCCUGCUUUUCAACGCCAACUUGAAGCGGGACCUGGCUGGGGAGCAGCCAUACCGCCGCGCUCUGCGGUGCCUGGACAUGCUGAGCCUCCCUGGCCAGUUCACCUUCACCGCUGACCAGCCGCAGCUGCACUGUGCCGCCUUCUUCAUCGGGGAGCCCCAGGAGUUCAUCACCAUCCACUACGACCUGGUCUCCAUCGACUGUCAGGGCGGGGAUUUCCUGAAGGUGUUUGAUGGAUGGAUCCUCAAGGGGGAGAAAUUCCCUAGCUCCCAGGACCACCCCCUCCCCACCACGGAGCGGUACAUAGAUUUCUGUGAGAGUGGUCUUAUCAGAAGAAGCAUCAGAUCUUCCCAGAAUGUGGCCAUGAUCUUCUUCCGGGUUCAUGAGCCAGGAAACGGAUUCACACUAACGAUAAAGAUGGAUUCCAACCUCUUUCCUUGCAAUGUCAUCUCUCAGACCCCAAAUGGCAGGUUUACCCUGGUGGUCCCGUAUCAGCAUCGAAACUGCAGCUUCUCCAUCAUUUAUCCAGUGGCCAUCAAAAUAUCUGAUCUCACACUGGGACACUUCCAUGGUCUUCACUUAAAGAGACCUCCAGCAGAUUGCGGGGAAAUUGGAGACUUUGUAGAGCUACUAGGAGGAACUGGAUUAGACCCUUCUAAGAUGAUGCCAUUAGCUGAUCUCUGCUACCCUUUUCAUGGUCCUGCCCAGAUGAACAUUGGCUGUGACAACACUGUGGUGCGCAUGGUCUCCAGUGGAAAACACAUAAAUCGUGUGACAUUUGAAUAUCGUCAGCUGGAACCAUCUGAACUGGAAAAUGAAAAUGGAAACAGCAUCCCAGAAUUCUGUUUGUUGAGCCUUUGAAUACUCAAAUGACUGGUGUGCUACUAGCUAAAUGUGUUCUUAAUGGCUAUUGUCUAUAAUUUUGAUGACCAGCUAGUGAAAAGCUUCUCAAAUCAGUCAGUAUUUAGGCCAUGAACAUACAGACACGUUAAGUUUUUGUACUGUGCUUCCUUUCUCUUUGUAAUAUAUUAUUGAACCAAGGCACAUGGCAAGUUUUCUACUGCAUGGUAGGAAACAAGUUUCAACUGGAAAUGUUUGUAAUUUACAGGUGUGUUGCAAAACUGAACUCUUAAGUGUAAAACAAUGUCGUUUUCAAGAGAAAGGACUACAAAGGAAGGAAAAAGAUGUCACUAAUAGUUUUCUAACAGAAAACUUCAAAGGCUUGUAUAUACCAAAGGAGCUGCAUCUGUUUAUUUUCUGUUAACAAUUCUGUUAACAAUAGAUAGAAGUGGUAGCCAUUUUUGGUUGAUUUUUAACCAAACUUUGUACUUUCCAUCCACAAAUACAAACAUGAAUAAAUGCAUUCAAAACAUUGG
Molecule: messenger RNA, 1529 nt
Organism: Dipodomys spectabilis (banner-tailed kangaroo rat)
Lineage: Eukaryota; Metazoa; Chordata; Mammalia; Rodentia; Heteromyidae
Gene: Crhbp
Product: corticotropin releasing hormone binding protein
Exons: 7
Coding region: 46-1014 (322 amino acids)
Biological process (GO): negative regulation of corticotropin-releasing hormone receptor activity; hormone-mediated signaling pathway; negative regulation of corticotropin secretion
Molecular function (GO): corticotropin-releasing hormone binding
Source: RefSeq, a predicted model, not a curated record